AUGACACCCCGUUUACGGAGUCCUUUCAAAUCUUCAAAACUCAAAAUACUAUCAAUCCUGAUUACGAAAGUCACAGCCUUGUUAAAUCACCCUUUAAGUAUCAAUCAAGUGAAGCAACUCCAUGCUCUUGUACUCAUCAAUGGUCUCAACCAUCUUGAGCCUCUGGUGAUCACCCAAAUAAUCUACACACCAUCCGAUCACUCUGAAGCUACUAUCCAUUAUCUUCGGUCUCUUCUUCACCAGUCAAAGCACGCAAAUGUGAUCGCGAGAACAUCUGCAGUUCAGUUUUUCUACCAACGUGGUGAGUUUCAAGAAGCGUUGACCCAGUAUGUGCAUAUACAAAGAUCAGGUAUCUUCCCUAGCACCUUCGCUGUAGCAUCUGCGCUAAAGGCAUGUACGAGGAUCGGGAAUUGGAUAGCUGGGAUCAGGAUACAUGCUCAAGUCUAUGGAUAUGGGUUCUGUGGGGAUGUCCAUGUGGGAACUGCUCUUGUGGGGCUCUAUUCGAAGCUUGAUGAUAUGGAGACUGCAAAUAAAGUGUUCGAUGAAAUGUCUCAAAGAAAUUCAGUAUCUGGUUUGAUAAACGGGUACUUAGAAUCAGGGAAUCUCUCCAUGGCUGAACAGUUGUUUUCCAAGAUGGGACGUAAAGAUAUUGCAUCUUGGAAUUCCAUGGUUUCAUGGUACACGAGAACAGGGGAUAUGGAGAAGGCGAUAGCUUUAUUCGCACCAAUGCCAGUUAAAACUUCAUCUUCAUGGAUUUCAAUGAUCAAUGGUUAUAUAGAUUCCAAACAGUUGGAAUUUGCCCGCAACUUUUACGAUGUGAUGCCUGAACAAAGCACAAUUUCUUGCAUCAAAUUGAUCGAAGCAUACUCUAAAAACAGAGACGUUGAAUCUGCACGCGAAGUAUUCAAUGAAAUUGAUGAAAAGAAUCAGUUGCUGUACAACGCUAUGAUCACUUGUUACUCUCACAACAACCAGCCAAAACACGCACUCCAACUGUUCGAUGAAAUGCUUCAACCAAAUGUAAACAUCCAACCAGACAAUACAACGUUGGGUAUUGUUAUUUCCAUUUGUUCUCAGUUGGGGGAUUUCAGAUUCGGAUCUUGGAUUGAUGAGACACUAAUGAAGCAAAUGAACAUCAAGAUGGAUGAUCAAUUGGGUAAUGCAUUAAUCGAAUUUUAUGCAAAAUUUGGGAGAGUUGAUAAAGCUUACAAUUUGUUUCGUGGGUUGAAAAAGAAAGAUGUGGGUGUGUAUACAACUAUGAUAUUGGUUUGUGGUAGGUAUGGAUGGAAGUACGAUGCUAUUAAAUUGUUUGAGGAGAUGUUGGAGACUAAUAUUUGCCCUAAUUUGGUAACUUUUUCGGGGCUUUUAACUGCAUUGAAUCAUUACAGUGGACUUGGACCUAAUGGACCUAGUCAACCAAAUAGUUGA
Messenger RNA from Lactuca saligna, 1428 nucleotides. The record is from the annotation of a GenBank genome assembly. NCBI's taxonomy places the organism in Eukaryota, Viridiplantae, Streptophyta, Magnoliopsida, Asterales, Asteraceae.